UUGUGCGCGUGGAGACAAAAAGAAACUGUAAGAUUUUAUUAGAUGUUAUAAUAUUUAGACUUAUUUACUGUGUACCGCAACCUCUCAUGAAUGAAAACAAUCUCGAUGCCAGUAUAUGAUCACCUAUAACGAUAUGACAGGAGAAAGGCAAAGCAGAGAUGCAGAAGAAGAUAUCUGUCUUGGCUAAUUGUAUGGUUCUGAUGCCAUGCCAUGGCGUUCCUGCUUCUACCAGAACCAUCAAUUAAUUAGUUUUUAGAACAAACAGUGUGUCGUGUAUGCAUACAGCUUUUAAGUGUUGUAUUGUCCGGACACUCCAAACCAUCCAGAAGGGUAUACUUUAGGAUAUCUUGAAUGAUGUGAUUUUUUUCUUUACCUCCAAUGGAUUCACGUGGUCUGCCUUCAGAUGUGUGUAUUACUUAUGUAAUAUGAAUGUUUGGAAUAGGCGGUAGGAAAUAUCUGUGAUAUAAACAGUUUACAGGACACGGUGGCUCGUGUGCUGUUUAUCUUGAGAAGUGGUUAGCUAGCGCGAUGUCUCGUGUGGACAAGGCAAAAGAUUUCUUUCCAUAAUGAGGGAGACAAGAGGAGAGUCAUCGAGAAUUCCAAGACUGCACGUGACCGCACGCCAUUUCAGGAAAAACUGACCUCUCGCACACCAAAGCAUCAAUGAUUCAGUGUGUAACAAUUAUGGCGAUCCACUUCUUGAAUUCAAAAGAGGAUAAAGAAAGGAAAAGUUGUAAUGAACGUUGUCUUCUAUUUUGGGAAUUUACUUGAUGAAAUCGAUGAAGUGUAUUUGAAUUAAGACGCAAGUACCUGUGUGAAUUAUGUAUCCUUUUGUGCUUUACUCCGUUGUGUGAGGAUUAAAGGAAAGUGAUCUACAUUUGUAAUGGGUGUUGAAAACUCGUCGUCUGAUAACCUGUUGGUGUCUGCUGUGGAUAGUCUUCUUAGCAAUGGAAGUACUCAUUUCGGAGGAGGUUUGGAACUUCCUCAGCCCCAUUGGAAUUGCAGCUUGAUGGAUGUUUUAAACAUAUCGGAUUGUGUUACUGUGAUAUUAUCUCAAGAUUUCCCCAAAUCUGUUCCUAAUUGUUCACUAGGAGAUCAUUUACCUUAUAAUUGUACAACGGACAACAUUCCACACGUUUCGGACAAACAAGAAAAAUCUCUUGCCAAAAUUAUCGCAAUAUCUAUUCUGUGUGCAGUCCUUUCCAUUCUGACGAUUGGUGGUAACCUUCUAGUCAUAAUAGCUUUCAAAAUGGACAAACAGUUGCAGACGAUAAGUAACUACUUUUUGCUGAGUUUAGCUGUUGCUGAUAUGACAAUCGGUUUUGUGUCGAUGCCAUUGUAUUCAGUGUAUAUUAUUAUGGGAGAAUGGCCCCUUGGUUCCAUUUUCUGUGAUUUCUGGUUAUCUCUAGAUUACCUAAUGAGUAACGCAUCCGCCGCUAAUUUGAUGCUUAUAAGUUUUGACCGUUACUUUUCUGUAACUAGACCAUUGACCUACCGUGCGAAACGGACGAGUAAAAAAGUUGGAAUGAUGAUAGGUUGUGUAUGGCUAAUUUCAUUGUUACUGUGGCCCCCGUGGAUUUUUGCGUGGCCGUAUAUCGAAGGUGUUCGAACCGUUCCAGAUAAUGAGUGCUAUAUUCAGUUUUUAUACACAAAUGUGUAUGUAACUAUAGGAACCCAUGUUCUUGCCUUCUGGCUUCCAGUAGCAAUCAUGUGUGUUCUUUAUUAUAAAAUAUACAGAGAGACUGAAAAAAGACAGAAGAGAAUGCCAAUGUUGUUGGCAACCAAAGAUUUCAAAGGGUUCAAGAAAAACUUCUCCCCGGAACAAAACCUUAUGUUUUCACCCAGGUCCUCGUCUUUGGACCUCGACGAUGUGUACGACCUUGCUGAGAGUCUGGUUCCAGCUGAGAGGACAUGUAUGUCGCGUUGGUUUUGCUGCAAAAUAGAUCGCGAUGACGAAGCUGAUGAAAUAAGUAGCAGCGACCCAGCUUCACCGAUGAACCUGCUACAAGAGGAAGAAGAACCACCCGUUAGAACUUCCCACCAUUCGAGAUCUACCAACGGGUGCCAUAGAAAUGGCGGACCCGCGCGUUCAAAUGGAUUCGUCAUUCCGCUAAUUGCAAUGGGUUCGAGUCGCGCAUCAUCUGUCAUCACUUCUCCGGAAUCAUUAACCAAAACGUCCAGCGCGAACACAGAUUUAUCGGUAGUGACCAAUGAAUGUCAAAGUCCACUUCUUGAUGAUACCGACGAACUUUACACUAUCGUCAUUAAUAUCCCCAGGGAGGAAUCAAUUAAUGUAACCCCUAGCCCAUCUAUUCAAAUGAUUGCGGACACGCCAGAAGUCAAUCAAAAAUACAAAUCGGGACCAAGUCGGAAAUCAGAUUAUGAACUAGAAAAAAUAUCAGAGGAAGCCAUAGAACGUAUCUCUGAAGGACAAGGUUUGGUGUCAAGCAGUGAAUGCAUACCGUUACCGAAAGGCACACCGGCGCUUGGGCGUCGAACUCGGUCAACCGACGCAAAUAGAACUGCUCAGCAAGCGAGAAUCGCUCAACAAGCUGCGCUCAAAGUUAAACAACAACAAAGGGCGAGAAAGAAAAGAACUGAGCGAAAGCAAGAUAAGAAAGCUGCCAAAACACUGAGCGCCAUUUUAUUUGCUUUUAUAAUCACGUGGUUGCCAUAUCAUGUUGCCACUCUCGUUGAAGUCUCGUGUCCGGGUUGCGUUCCACUGACUCUUUACUACUUUGCUUACUGGUUCUGUUACAUUAAUAGCACAAUCAACCCUGUAUGUUACGCCCUCUGUAAUGCCAACUUUAGAAAGACUUUCUGGAAAAUUUUGACUUGUCGUUGCGCACGCAACCGGAUGUUGAUGCAACGCCGAAUGACGUCAACUUACUCAUUUGGUGCUGCUAAUAGGUGACAUCACGGAAAAGCUGUAAUUUAAUCCAAUGUUGUGCAAAUAAACGACUUUAUCAUGACUGUUAUACACAAAUAGAAUGCAUGACUAAAAGUUUAUUGUAAACGAUGUACUUUCGAGAAUUGACGUUGUUUGUAUUUUAAGAAAACGAUUGAGAUCAGAAUCUAAAAAAACGCACAAUACUGAAUCCGACCCUGCUUCUGUCUUAAAAAAAUAAAAUGUGUUUUAUUCCUUAUUCUGUGAUACUUUGUGCACAAUCAUUUUUUUUAUGAAGUGCACACUUAAUGUUUAUAACUUUCGUUAUUUUCUUGACAUAGGGUGUGAAAGCUACACUAUCUAAGGACUUUUUAUUGUGUGAUAAAGAAAUUAAGCUGCACGAACAUAAUGCACAGAUAAAUCCAAAUGUUUACCGCAUGUUUUGGUAACAACAGUUGCAAUGGUCAAAAUUUAAAAUACAUGUUAUGAUUGUCAAAUGAAAUAAAUACUAGUAUUAUGAAAAUAUUUAUAUACAGGUUUUACUACCUUCAACAUGUUGAAAUGCUGUGUCAUACGCAAAUUUUAUGUGUUCUACGUUUAAUAAAUGAUACAACAUUC
Messenger RNA from Magallana angulata, 3505 nucleotides. Its product is annotated as muscarinic acetylcholine receptor M1-like. Lineage: Eukaryota; Metazoa; Mollusca; Bivalvia; Ostreida; Ostreidae. The record is from RefSeq and is a predicted model, not a curated record. Gene Ontology annotation, molecular function: G protein-coupled serotonin receptor activity; G protein-coupled acetylcholine receptor activity. Gene Ontology annotation, biological process: G protein-coupled receptor signaling pathway, coupled to cyclic nucleotide second messenger; chemical synaptic transmission; adenylate cyclase-inhibiting G protein-coupled acetylcholine receptor signaling pathway. The coding region runs from base 884 to 2914 and encodes 676 amino acids. Gene Ontology annotation, cellular component: plasma membrane; synapse; dendrite. The transcript is spliced from 3 exons.